Molecule: messenger RNA, 1719 nt
Organism: Fusarium subglutinans
Lineage: Eukaryota; Fungi; Ascomycota; Sordariomycetes; Hypocreales; Nectriaceae
Exons: 3
Coding region: 1-1719 (572 amino acids)
Source: RefSeq, a predicted model, not a curated record
AUGAAGGGAUCCGCAUCAAUACGCCACUUGUUUUUCACUGCAGUCCUGUUUACAGGAAUAAUCGUCGACUCGACGGGGCUAGAGUUCAUGGCAGGCCAGAACUUCUGUCCAUGGCUCCAGCUAACCCAGCCGCUGGAGGGCGGAGAGGAGUCAGGUAUUGAGCCGUCUUUUGCAACCUCGGAAGCGAGCUCAGAACUGUUUACGUCACAGCAUUCUAUGGCCUCUCUAUUCGACGUGGACUUUGGAUCAGGUUUCUCAACGCCUAUAACAUCAUACACAACGCACGAGAAAAGUUCGCAGACACUCACCUUCGCAGAAGCACUCUAUCUUACCCAGAAAGUGGAUCGUGGGAAAGAAAAUACAGAUAGAUUUUAUGCCGAAACGCAACCACAAUACUGCUCGCUCGAUAUGCUUUCGAAUACGAAUUUUCCAUCGAGGCAAGGAUCUAUUGAUAAAACUGAAUAUAUCACGUUGUUUGAUGCAUCAGCGACCUACAGAAGCUAUGGAAAGGAUACAUCAGACCGUUUAUCUAGUAAAAAGGUGAUCGGACCUUCUUCUGCUUUGCUGUUAACAUAUGGCAUAGGCGACCAUCUAGAACCAUUCCAGUCAAUUGAAGAGGAUCUACCGCCAUCAAGAGAACAGUCGAUACCUCUGGGUCCCACUGAGACGUGCAUCGGCGAUGAGGAUGGAAGCCCUUGCCCGUCAAUGAUUGAAAGUGAUGAUUCCAGUGUGGAGGACAUUGAAUUAAGAAAAGCCUUCGCUUGCCCUUAUUUCCGGCUCGAUCCUGUUCGACACAUUGAAUGUUUGAGCCGUAAGCUGUAUCGCAUUCAAGAUGUCAAGCAACAUCUAUCUCGGCGCCAUUAUAUCAAGCGGGACUAUUCAGAUAAUACGAGGGGCGUAAAUCCAAGAACACAGAAGGUUCUCAAGCUCCGCUUAGAUAGAAGACUGUCACCAGAAGGACAAUGGCACGAGAUUUGGAGAACGCUGUUUGAUGGGACAUUGCCUAGGGAAGGGCCUUAUCUGGGUAACUCUAAGGAAGAGAUUGUCGGAAGUAUGAUUGCGUUAAUGGAGCAGCUUUUUAGCGGGUUUCAAGCAUUAUCCGAUGAGCAAUCGAACUCUACGGAGACGGAGAAGCCUCCGACAUGCGGUGGCGUUGACUCGAUACCAAUGACACCAAAGGAUAUGGAGUUUGAAUUUGACUUUAACGUACCACUGCAUCGAUCUCCCCUGCCAGAGAUUCACGAUUCUUACUCUAGCAAGGACAUGACGGAGUUACAGGAAUCCAACUCGGUAAUUCCCACCGAACUACCAGAUUAUGCCACUUUUGAGGGAAACGGGGAGGACGACAUCUUGAUGGGGUAUCAAUCUGAAAAACAGCUGGACGCAGAUGUUCAAGUGAAGCCAGCUUGGCUACCGAAUACUGCACUUCACACGCCUAACGUAAUUGAGCGCUCGGAGACGGCUUGUGCUACUAUUAACACCGAGCACACCGGAAAGUCACUGACUUGUUUGACUCAUGUCCUUGAGGAAACGAAUGAUCCCGACCCAUAUGAGUAUGUUGACGCCUGGGCAUGCGACUACUGCGGAUUCGAAUACAUCUUCAGACCUAGAGGAGCGAGUAGCGACAUGUUGUGCUUUAAUUAUCCAUGCCUAGGCCGGCUUCCCGGCUGCUACUACGAUUCAGUUUACAAGGCACGGGUCAGGAGAGACAGGUUGUAG